AUGUUUUUACAGAAACAGCUUGUUCUUAUUCCUUUGUUGAUAUCAUCGGUAUUAGCUCUGUCAUCUAAUGAAUGUAUUCCCUCAGUUCCAACUCAGGUAGACUGCGUGAACCUUUGCUUAGAGCUAGCAAACCAAUAUUUUAAUACUCAGGUAGACAGAUGUGGACUGUUAGAAUUAUUAUCGACACCUACUUCGUAUUGCUUUUUGUGUGCAUCAAGCUACCCCUCAGUAGGAGAUAUUCAAUUUUAUUUGGGAAUCAUGCUUAAUUUAUUUACAGAAUGUUCAGAUCUUCCAAAUCCUGUUCUUUGUACAGGGUCAGAGUCUCCACCUCCAGAUACAUUACCCGAACCACCAAAUUAUUAUGAUUAUUUAAACACAUGUGAUGUCUUCAUUUCUUCUCCGGAUGCAUGUUAUAGUGACUGCUUCAGUGCAGCAGCUGGCAUAUACCAACAAGGAUGUGGGACAAUUUCUCAAAUAUCUAAUCCAUUAUCAUGCACAUUUGCAUCCUGCUUACUUUGUGAUAUGAAUAACGAUUAUCUUUACGGACUAGUUUUCCAGCUUCAAUACUUAGUAAAUUGUCCCGUGGAGGAGGACUCUUCUUCUUCUUCAGUUGAAUCUUCUUCUGCCGAAUCGUCAUCUAUUGAAUCAUCAUCUGUUGAAUCUUCAUCCAUUGAAUCAUCAACUAUUGAAUCAUCAACUAUUGAAUCAUCGACUGUGGAAUCAUCAUCAGAUGACUCUUCUUCUAUUGAAUCAUCUUCUGUGGAAUCAUCAUCUAUUGAAUCUUCAUCUGUUGAAUCUUCAUCCGUUGAAUCAUCAACUAUUGAAUCGUCAUCUGUUGAAUCUUCAUCUGUUGAAUCGUCAUCUAUUGAAUCGUCAUCUGUUGAAUCUUCUUCAUUUGAAUCGUCAACUUUGGAAUCAUCUUCUCUUGAAUCUUCAUCUCUUGAAUCUUCAUCUUUUGAAUCGUCAUCUAUUGAAUCGUCAUCUAUUGAAUCUUCAUCUGUUGACUCUUCUUCUACUGAAUCAUCUUCUGUGGAAUCAUCAUCUAUUGAAUCAUCAUCUGUUGAAUCUUCAUCCGUUGAAUCAUCAACUAUUGAAUCUUCAUCUGUUGAAUCUUCAUCUGUUGAAUCGUCAUCUAUUGAAUCUUCAUCUGUUGAAUCUUCAUCUUUUGAAUCGUCAUCUAUUGAAUCGUCAUCGGAUGAGUCUUCUUCUAUUGAAUCAUCUUCUGUUGAAUCGUCAUCUAUUGAAUCAUCUUCUGUUGAAUCUUCAUCUGUUGAAUCGUCUUCUAUUGAAUCAUCAUCUAUUGAAUCAUCAUCUAUUGAAUCUUCAUCUGUUGAAUCUUCAUCUGUUGAAUCGUCAUCUAUUGAAUCGUCAUCUGUUGAAUCUUCUUCAUUUGAAUCGUCAACUUUGGAAUCAUCUUCUCUUGAAUCUUCAUCUUUUGAAUCGUCAUCUAUUGAAUCAUCAUCUAUUGAAUCAUCAUCUAUUGAAUCAUCUUCUAUUGAAUCAUCUUCUAUUGAAUCAUCUUCUAUUGAAUCGUCAUCUAUUGAAUCGUCAUCUAUUGAAUCGUCAUCUGUUGAAUCUUCAUCUGUUGAAUCGUCAUCUAUUGAAUCGUCAUCUGUUGAAUCUUCUUCAUUUGAAUCGUCAACUUUGGAAUCAUCUUCUCUUGAAUCUUCAUCUGUUGAAUCUUCAUCUUCUGAAUCGUCAUCUAUUGAAUCUUCAUCUGUUGAAUCUUCAUCUUUUGAAUCGUCAUCUAUUGAAUCGUCAUCUAUUGAAUCUUCAUCUGUUGACUCUUCUUCUACUGAAUCAUCUUCUGUGGAAUCAUCAUCUAUUGAAUCAUCAUCUGUUGAAUCUUCAUCCGUUGAAUCAUCAACUAUUGAAUCUUCAUCUGUUGAAUCUUCAUCUGUUGAAUCUUCAUCGGUUGAAUCUUCAUCUGUUGAAUCUUCAUCUGUUGAAUCGUCAUCCGUUGAAUCUUCUUCAUUUCAAUCUUCAUCUGUGGAAUCCUCUUUUUUUGAAUCGUCAUCUAUUGAAUCUUCAUCUUUUGAAUCUUCAUCUUUUGAAUCUUCAUCUGUUGAAUCUUCAUCUUUUGAAUCUUCAUCUUUUGAAUCUUCAUCUUUUGAAUCUUCAUCUUUUGAAUCUUCAUCUUUUGAAUCUUCAUCUUUUGAAUCUUCAUCUUUUGAAUCUUCAUCUUUUGAAUCUUCAUCUUUUGAAUCUUCAUCUUUUGAAUCUUCAUCUCUUGAAUCUUCAUCUCUUGAAUCGUCAUCUGCUGAAUCGUCAUCUCUUGAAUCUUCAAUUGUGGAAUCUUCCUCUCUUGAAUCGUCAACUUUGGAAUCUUCACCUAUUGAAUCGUCAAUUUUUGAAUCGUUAUCGGUGGAAUUGUCAUCUCUUGACCCUUCUUAUAUUGAAUUUUCAUCUACUGAAUCGUCAUUUACUUCGUCGUCGUCUGGUGAAUCUCAUUCUCUUGAAUCUUCUUCAUUUAACCCAUUUUUCGCUGAAUCUUUAUCUUUAGAGUCUUCAGAGCUGCUUGUUAUGACGAGUUCAUCGUCAAUUGAAGAAUCCUCAUCACUGAUUGUUUCUUUUGUGGAAUCUUCGUUUACUGAAUCUUCAUUUUUAAAGCCUAUUUUAUCUGAAUCAUCUUUUGCUGAGUCUUUAUCUAUGUUAAAGUCAUCAUUUGCUGAGUCUUUAUCUAUGUUAAAGUCAUCAUUUGCUGAGUCCUCUACUGUUGAACCAUUAUCAAUAGAGUCUCCAUUUACAGAACCAUUAACUUCUAAAGAAUUAUUUUUUGAAUCUUCAUCUGCUGAGAAAUUAUAUACGGAAAAUAUCUCUUCUAUUAAACCAUCUUUUGCUGAAAUUUCUUUGUUUUCUGAAUCAUUAUCCACUCAACACUCAGUUCCCAUAACAUCAUAUUUUGAGUCAUCUGCUAUUGAAACUUCCUUUUUAAAUAUUCACUUAUCCAGCGAGGUGUCAUCGCAUAUACCACAACCUACAUUUCCUGAAUCAAACUCAGAAACUGGGUCAACUACAGCUACUACUACAGAAUCUAUUUGUCAUGGUUGCGUUACUAAAACUAUUACAACAACAACAUUUUCUACCAUCACUACCGCUUCAGGGACUGCAACUGUUACUGUCACUGAACCAUGUGAAACUACAUAUACUGUCAUUAUUUCUCCAAUUCCAACAGGAGGUUCAACUACAAUAACAAUUUCUAAAUCUGAAACUUUGAAAGUUACUGCUUCAUUACCGACCACAGUCACUGAGCAUUGUAGUGCUUGUAUCACCACCACCUUUACAUCUAGCGGAUUUACCACUAUCACAAAGAUAUCAGGAUUUUCUACCAUCACUGUUACUGAGCCAUGUGAAACCACUAUUACUGCAGUUAUAUCACCAUUGCCUUCAGGUGGGUCCACAACUAUCACUGAAUCAGAUUCCAAAUCAGUUUAUACCACUAUAUUAACUUCAUCUGGAUCAACAACAAUCACCACAAUUUCUAAAGGUAGAUCAGUGACAGUUACAGAGCCUUGUGAAACAACCUAUACCGCUGUUAUUUCUCCUCUAUUAUCAGGGGGUAUCACCACUAUCCCAGUUACUUUUCCUUUGUUUACUUUUGUUAUCAUAUCAACCGGAUUAACGACAAUUACUAGUGUUUCUGCGGGAACCACAGUUACUUUUACUAGCCCCUUUGAGACAAUUUACACUACCGUUAUGACAUCAUCUCUUCCCCCAGAAGGUGCAACUACAAUUCCAUUCUCUCAAGUUCCAAUUACGGUUAUCACCUCUUCUGGAUUAACAACAAUUACUAGUGUUUCUGCGGGUAACACAAUCACAUUGACUGAGCCAUUUGAAACAACUUAUACAGCUUUUAUUUCUUCACUAACAUCUGGUGGUAUAACAACGAUUCCAGUCAAUCUUUUUCUACCUAAUACGAUUAUUACUUCUAGUGGAUAUACAACAAUUACUACUGUUUCUGCAGGUAAUACAAUUACACUUACCGAACCUUCCGAAACAACUUACAAUGCAGUUAUAUAUUCACCUCAGUCUGGUGGACUUAUUACAGUCCCCGUUUCUGUGAACCUACCAGUUUUCACGGCCACUAGUUAUACCACAGUUAUCAGUGUUUCUGAGGGAAUUACUUUCACCGUUACUCAACCAUUGGAAACUAUUUACACUUCUGAAAUUUCAGCGACUUCGACUGUUGUGGCUUCUAUUGUUUCUCCAACACCAACUACUACGACGACUGUUGCAUUGUGUGACAAGUGUUCCACAUUUUUGGUCACUACAGAAUCUACUUCUACUUUCAUCUUGACUCAUGGAUCUGCAACUUCCACCAUUUUUGAAACUACUAAACAAGUUAACACUGUAGUUGUUUCGCCAACUGUGUCAACUGUAAGUACGGUUACCAAAUCAUUGACAUUUGGUGAAUCUUGUAAUGAAUGUCAUACUGUUGUUAAAACAUCUAUAGUCAUUAGUGACUCCAUUAUUUCCUUAGAAGAUACCAUCAUCACAACUUCUUAUUUCACUUCUGUCUCCAUAGUUACCUUUGUUGAGUCUCCUGUUGUUUCCAUAGGUUCCGUUUAUAUUACUGUGGUUGGUCCAUCAAGUAGUACUUUUGAUCUAGAAAAGUCUUCUUCAAGUGGCAAAAAUAUUUUGGUAUCAAAUAACUCACCGAUUACCAGCUCAAGCUCUCCAGAUCAUGUGACUGAAACACUUCCCUCUGAAACAUUUGUUUUGCCACAAGCUAGCUUAACAGCUGGAUCGCUGGCACAGGUCAAUAGUGCUGAUCACUUGGGCUUUGCAGCUGUUGGAAGUUUUGGUGCCAUUUUAUUUUCUCUUCUUCUGUUUAUUUAG
Molecule: messenger RNA, 4839 nt
Organism: Magnusiomyces paraingens
Lineage: Eukaryota; Fungi; Ascomycota; Dipodascomycetes; Dipodascales; Dipodascaceae
Exons: 1
Coding region: 1-4839 (1612 amino acids)
Biological process (GO): negative regulation of protein sumoylation
Molecular function (GO): calcium ion binding
Source: RefSeq, a predicted model, not a curated record